CGCUGACGGUCAUUAUAGAGAGGUCUUUCAACGAAGUGAAACGUCAGCUAGUCGGUUAUUGGCUUUGUUAUUUAUAUAUUAUUAAUCCAAUAAAAUCUUAUCAAAGGCAAACCAAAAAAACCCAACUAAAGCAGCUAAACUAUAGCCAAAUAAUACUUUUUUGGCCAAUUAUCAGCUCGGUUUCGGGUUAGGCACGUACUUGGCACACAGUGUUCAGCUGGUAAUGGAAGAUCUUUCGAAAAAAAGUGUAAAGUUUCAAUAAUAUAUGUAUAUAUUUAUAUAUAUGUUUGUGUAAUAACAAAUGAUAUCGCUGUAAUUUUUGUGCAUUCGAGUUUGACGCGCGUUUCCAGCAUUGUGUUUUAGACUAACCCCCAAAAGGAUCUACAUCCAUGGCUAGUCCGAUCAGUAAACGUAGCCUAUUUCUUUGCCUAAUCCUCGCGAUUGUCAUAUUCCUAGUGCUGCUAAAUUUGAAGGAGACAGCACAAUUGUCAAUUGCCUUGACCAGGCAACAGGCCGUCCAUCACGUCCAGUCAAAGGCUGCUGCAGUGACCAAGCUGUUUGUGCCCAGCACUGAGGAGACUUUGUGGUUAUCGCCACGCUCUCAGGAACUUCAAGAACUGCUCAAGUGUCGCAAUCGCCGUCUGCGACUACAGAAAGUUCAGAAUGGCAAAUAUUGGGUAGUGCAGAACUUGGUUAUCGGCCGGCUCAGUCGUCACAUGGCCUGUGCCGAAUCCAUUACAUACACCACAAACGGAGAUUAUACGUUCUUCGAUAAUCUCGAAACAGUUACCGAUCGCUGGUUAGGACCAAUUAGCUUUGCCAUACACACACCUGGCUAUGAUCUGAACUCCACACUGGAUGCCAUUCAAUAUGUGAGAAACUGUUUGCCUGGCAGCGAGCUGAUCAGUGACUUCGUUAGCUUUCACAUUUACUUCUCCAAUGAGCAUAUGCCCGAGUAUGUGCCGCUCGAUGAGGACGAGGCCUUGAAUUGGCCUUUUCAGUGCGUGGAUGGUAAUGGCAGUCUAUUGGCCCCGCCCUACCUGCAGAACCGCGCCACCAUGUACAAGGUGCAAGCCAAUUUGACGUACCCCAUCAACGUGGGUCGGAACAUUGCUCGCAGAGCUGUCAACACGCACUUUAUAUUAGCCUGCGACAUCGAGCUCUAUCCAAGUUUGGGGCUGAUCGAGCAGUUCUUGGACAUGGUGCAUCAGAAUAAAAGUGUCUUGGCCCUGGGUCCGAAUCAGCGGCCACGAGUCUACCCCUUACCGGUCUUCGAGAUACAGGAGAAGGAGCGUGUGCCCGACGAUAAAUUAGAAUUGUUGGCGCUCUUGCAGAGGGGUCGAGCUCAGCUCUUUCAUGCGAGAGUCUGCGAGACUUGCCAUAAGGUGCCUGGCUACCAGAAUUGGAUCAAUCACACGACCCGCAUCACAAACGAACUUGAACUGUUCAGCAUGACCCUUAGACAGGAAAAGUUCAGACACUGGGAGCCCUUCUACAUCAGCGAUAACACGGAGCCGAUAUUCGAUGAACGCGUCACCUGGGAGGGACAGUCCAAUAAACGCAUACAGGGCUAUGCUAUGUGCCUACUAGGCUAUGAGUAUCAUGUGCUGCAUCCCGCCUUCCUGGUCCACAGUCCUGGUAUUAAAAAUUCUACACGUAGCGCGCAGCGUGUCAGAUACGCACGAGAAAUGACCAAAUAUAUUAGGAAGAAAAUCGAGCCCGAGUAUCGCGUGCUCUUCGGCCACAACAAGAAAUGCGUGACGUGAUCUUAGUGAUACAUCUAGACAUACGAUAGCCAGGCAGUCAAGUGAUAUAACAUUUCUUAUAGAUUUUAAAUUGAGCUAAGAUAACAGAAGAGACUGCCCUUAGCAAAUAAACUGUGAGUCAUCGUAAUAAAAGCACUGCAAGAACUGUUAUCGAAAGUUAUUUAUCUAUAGUUUAAGCUAAUGUGUAAUUUAGACUGUAAAUAGAUUGAAAUGUUCAAGUUUGGCAGUGGUAGUAAAGGGAAAAUCAAAUUAAAUA
Drosophila hydei is the source of this 2022-nucleotide messenger RNA. Its product is annotated as beta-1,4-glucuronyltransferase 1. NCBI's taxonomy places the organism in Eukaryota, Metazoa, Arthropoda, Insecta, Diptera, Drosophilidae. The transcript is spliced from 3 exons. The record is from RefSeq and is a predicted model, not a curated record. Bases 390 to 1766 code for a protein of 458 amino acids.